Molecule: messenger RNA, 2779 nt
Organism: Durio zibethinus
Lineage: Eukaryota; Viridiplantae; Streptophyta; Magnoliopsida; Malvales; Malvaceae
Biological process (GO): regulation of asymmetric cell division
Source: RefSeq, a predicted model, not a curated record
CUUUUUUAUUUUUCUUGUUGUUAUUGCUGUUUGCUUGGGUGGAAAAUUUGGGUUUCUUUUUUUGUUUUCGCUGAGAAAGGGAAAAGGUAAAGUGGCGUUAUCAGUGUGGUGAAUAUGGUUCUAAAAAUGGGUUGGGGAUAAUAAAUGCUAAAACUGAACCUAAUAAAUAAAAGGUUGUUGUGGGGAUAUCUCAAAUACCCGAAACCAAAAAAAGAAGGCAAAAAAUUUGGAGCCGUUGGUUUGGUUUGCUAUAGCAAUUAAUAACAGAUUGGUGUGGAGUUUUGACCCUUCUUAUUACAUCUUUUCGAUAAUUACAACUCACUCAUUUCUUUGCUAAUUCAGUUUUUCUGGCUGUCUUUCUCUCUGCUUAUUAACUCUGUUUUUCCACUUUCUACUCUUUCUCUUUGUUUUGCUCUUUCCUCUAUUGUUAAAGGCCCUCUUAGAAACGCCCCAAAGCUUCUUCUUCUGCUCUCUUUAAUUCAAAGUUGGGUUUUAAGCUUUGUUUUUAAAGCUUCUUAAUUCCUAUACAGUGAAGAUUGGUGAAAGUUCAAGUUUUGAAUCACAGAGAAGAAAAAAAGAGAAGCUCUCAGAUGCCAUGCGGUGUAUGGUUGAAGAUAUCAAUCUUAGAAACCACGAAACCAACCAAUGUAAAACAUGAAACUGGAUAACGAACAACCUCUCUGCCAUUCAACUAUAGGCUACAAGAGUGACUCAAAGCUUUAUUUGUUCUUAGCUGACACUAAAUCAUUUGAGAACAAUGACAAGCCUCUGGAUUCCACUGGAAUAAAUACAGAAGGAAUUGUAAAGGAGAAUCAGAAUGGAGUCAUGCAUGGUAUAAAGGGAAAUGAUGGUGAUUCAGUUCCCUCAUUAUAUCUAGAGAAGACAAGAAAUGGUUGGCCAGCAUCAAAACUAGAUUGUUCUAUGAGUGAAAAUGACUUUGCCAAUGGUAAUGAAAAGGAGGUCAGAGAUUUUGUGACAUCAAAUUCUCAUUCUUUGAAGAAUAUGGAUUCAUUUCAGGACUCAGUUUUUUAUUUGGACAAAAGUGUGAUGGAAUGUGAAGUGCCUGAACUGGAAGUUUGUUAUAAAGAGAGUACAUAUCAUGUUGUCAAGGACAUCUGUAUUGAUGAGGGAGUUCCAAAACAGGACAAGUUCUUGUUUGACGGUGGUGUGGAUGAGAAGAGUGAUUGCAACUUUCUGCAAUAUGUUUCUGUGUCUCCGGAAGAAAUUCAAUCUGGCAAGAAUAUUGACAAUGAUUGUGGUUCUAAUAAAAAACUUGAUGCUGAUGCAUGUGCGCAAGAUGUUUCCUUAUCGCUAGAAGAAACUAAGUCUAACAAAGGAAUUCAGAAUCAAUGUGAUUCUAAGGAUUUGAUACUGACAGGGGAAAUGAAGGAUGGUGCAAAGAAAAUGAUCACCGAUGACAUUUCCAAAGAAUUGUUUACCCUUGGAGAGUUACUUUCAAUGCGGGAAUUGAGCACAGUGAAACCCCAAGCCAUGUCUUCCGAUUGCAAAAGUGAUGGAAUCAAACAACAGUCUUUUCAGAACUCAAGUGAAAAGGAAGUCAUGGUGAUGCUUCCUUUGGUUUCUGCAGUUGAAAAAUCAAACAAUAGAAAUGAGGAGGCAAUUGUACCAGCUCCUGCUUUGGUCUCUGCAGCUGAAGAAUCUGACCGUGGGACAGGGGAAGCUACCCUGAUAAGUCCUGUUCAGGCCUUUUCUUCUGAAGAAUCAACCACCAGCAGCCUUGUCAAUGAGGUAUCUGAUGAUAGCAAACUGGAGAGCAGAAGCAUCACAUUUGACUUAGAUUCUUCUGCACCAACUAGCAGUAAAGAUGAGCAUCGCCACGAUCUUGAUUGUGAGCCUCUUGAGAUUGGAAGUAAACCCAAGCUUGAAGAUACAGCUGAACAGGCUUUUUCAAACAAUCUUCAACGUGGAAAUGGAGAGGGUAGUUUCUCCUCUGCAGUGCCUGUAACAGGUCUAAUAAGUUACUCUGGGCCAAUAGCAUACUCAGGCAGUGUCUCUCUUAGAUCAGAUAGCAGCACAACAAGCACUCGUUCCUUUGCCUUCCCUAUAUUGCAGUCUGAAUGGAAUAGCAGCCCGAUAAGAAUGGCAAAAGCUGACCGGAGACAGUACAAGAAGCAUAGGGGUUGGAGGCAGAGCCUCCUUUGCUGUAGAUUCUGAAAACUUCUAUUCUAUCCAUAGGUUAUACAAAUUUAUUUUUUUUUUUGCUUAUCAAGUUAUAUACAUCAAUGUCAUCCCUUUACUCUCGCAUGGCGUUUAAUGUGCAGUAGGUUUAGAGUGUCAUGCUUAGAAUUUAAAUAUUGUGCAUGCAAAUUGAUCUGUAAGCAACAUCCUAUGAUCUUCAUGUAUCAUUGUAGAAUUUCAUUUUGGGGUUCACUUUCUUGUUCAUGAUAUCAGCUUAUAUUAGAUAACACUAUUCAUAAUUGCUUUCCUACUAUUGCCUCAACUUUUCUUGUUCAUAAUAUCAGUUCAUAUGCUAAAUUCAUCCCGUUCCAAGAACAAAUUGCAUUGUCCAUCUUAUAGAACUGUAUCUUAGGUGCUGCAGGAUAAUGUUUCAACUCGCACAUUUUUUUUUUUUUUUAAUGAUCCGUUGAUCCUUCUUUUGCUCAAAUUAAGGGCUGUAGUAAUGGCCUUGAUGAUACCUAGGCCUACUUGUGGGUUUGUUGGAUUUUGGGACAGUGGAUUGGGCUGUGGAAAGAGCUGAUGUGAGAAGGAAAUACGAGCAAACACUCCUAACUUAUGUCUUAUAUAUAACACAUGGCUG